AUGGAUCCCUCAUCAAGGAAAAUCACUUUCAUAUUCAGAUACAAGAGUCCAGAUCUUGGCACUUUGAAGGUCCUUUUAUCUAGAGGAACAUCCCUCAAGGACAACAAAUUCAGAACUACCUUCGGUAACAUUAUAGACCUCUUGACAGAAAAGGUUGACUAUGGUGUAAUCACCGCAUUAGCUCAAUAUUAUGACGCCCCUUUAAGAUGCUUUACCUUCCCUGACUUCCAAAUCUCCCAAACUCUGGAAGACAUUGAGAGACUUCUCAAUCGACCGAUAAAGGAAUAUAACCCCUUCCCCAAGUUGAAAGAAGGAUUUUGUUUGCCUGAGCUUUCUACCGCCUUGGGUAUCAACGCCAACGAACUUGUGGCUAAUUGGGGAUCUAAAGGUGCCGCCAAUGGUUUAACUCAGAAAUUCCUCGAAGCCCAUGCUUGGAAGAUGAUUCAGGAAGAAAGGCCAGAUUUCAGUAGCACGACAUUAGCACUCUUGAUACAUGGAUUUGUUUUAUUCCCUAAUAUAGACAAAUUCGCGGACCCUUUGGCGGUGGAAGUCUUCCUACCUAAUAACCCGGUGCCAUUCCUGCUCGCCGACUUCGAUCACACCUUCCAUACAAAGCAUGAGAAGAAAGGAGGGACCUUUCUCUGUUGUGAUCCUCUAUUGCACUUAUGGAUGAGGAUUCGUAUGCCUCAACAUGAACCUUUUGCUUAUAGAAACUUGUCAUGGCUCCAAGAGUUUUCAUCUCUCUCAGCUAGUUCAAUCCUUUGGAACAAGAGAGAAUGGGAAAUGAAGGAUGUCAUUGCAAGAUAUGGAGGGUUCCCGAAUGUCCCCUUAAUAGGAACAUAUGGUUGUAUCAAUUACAACCCCGUGCUACUCAAGAGAAAAUUGGGAUAUAUCAUGUUGAAUCCUCCCAAGGAUAGAGACCUCAUAACUUUCAUCGUCAAUACCGUGGAUCCACUCAAUUCAACCGUGAAGAGAGUGCGAGGGGCUUGA
Lathyrus oleraceus (garden pea) is the source of this 990-nucleotide messenger RNA. RefSeq lists its product as uncharacterized. The transcript has a single exon. Bases 1 to 990 code for a protein of 329 amino acids. NCBI's taxonomy places the organism in Eukaryota, Viridiplantae, Streptophyta, Magnoliopsida, Fabales, Fabaceae. The record is from RefSeq and is a predicted model, not a curated record.